AUGGACCCGGAUUCUGUUAAACAUUCAACUGCUGAGACAGACAACCAAAGGAUGCGUGAGUUGAUGGACAGGACUCCGUCAACAAGACACUCCUUGAAGACAGACUGUAAAAUCGACGGAAGGAAAACCGCAAACCACAAUAUGAACAGUGAAUGUGAUAAUAUUGUUUCAACUCCAGGGGGAUCGGACCUCCAGGAGUCGUUGGUAGCAGGUGGAUGUGGUUCGAACACCAGGUCCAACGAAGCGGGCUUGUUGCCUUCGUCAUCAGGCAACCACAACAUUCGGAUGAGGGGGUGUCAAGCAUGGCCCCAGCUUCUGUAA
This is a messenger RNA of Macrosiphum euphorbiae (potato aphid), 321 nucleotides long. The record is from the annotation of a GenBank genome assembly. Lineage: Eukaryota; Metazoa; Arthropoda; Insecta; Hemiptera; Aphididae.